Molecule: messenger RNA, 555 nt
Organism: Colletotrichum navitas
Lineage: Eukaryota; Fungi; Ascomycota; Sordariomycetes; Glomerellales; Glomerellaceae
Exons: 1
Coding region: 120-404 (94 amino acids)
Source: RefSeq, a predicted model, not a curated record
AGUCGUAAUUAGCCGACCAGCCAUCAUUUCAGCCGGGAGGAGCGCAGGCGGCAGGCAGGCGGCAGGCGGUAGUCAGAAUGGUAUGAAAUCAUACGGCUUACAGAGCAGUACGGAUACCUAUGCCUGCCUGCCUACCUAGGCAGCUACUACUACUACUACUACUAGGUACUCGUUGGAACUGGCUUCCUCCACAGUACAAGUACGUACCGUCCGUGGACCUGUCCCCCACUAUGAGGACCCAAGGCCAUAAAAGCUGCGAAAUCCAUGCGCCCACUAGCGUACAUAGUACGAAAGAGAAGGGUUAUGGGUGCGGGUGGACGUUCCGUUGCCUUGUCGUGUGCAUAACCCCCCCGUUCGGAUACUACACCGUACUGAUUACUAUGUGCGAAUAUAUAGGUAGGUAGGUAGGUAGGUAGGUAGGUAUGUACGUACACUACGGAUACCGCAUCUUACCUAGGUAUCCGUACUGCAUCUGCUCUUUGACACACCAGCAACUCUGCCGGGCACAUCGAACCUGACUAAGGAGAGCUGAGGCGAGUGGGGACGAGAUUGUCA